Micropterus dolomieu (smallmouth bass) is the source of this 1989-nucleotide messenger RNA. It is a transcript of the gene wars1, whose product is annotated as tryptophan--tRNA ligase, cytoplasmic. The transcript has 11 exons. The record is from RefSeq and is a predicted model, not a curated record. NCBI's taxonomy places the organism in Eukaryota, Metazoa, Chordata, Actinopteri, Centrarchiformes, Centrarchidae. Bases 196 to 1626 code for a protein of 476 amino acids. Gene Ontology annotation, molecular function: ATP binding; tryptophan-tRNA ligase activity. Gene Ontology annotation, biological process: tryptophanyl-tRNA aminoacylation. Gene Ontology annotation, cellular component: cytoplasm.
CGUAUUAAAUUUAAUCAACAUAGUGUCAGAGAUAGCGCUUUUGCCCUGAUUAAAUAAUAGCGGAACCUUUGAACGGACCUGUUUGCCUGGGAAGAAAUUGAUCCAAACACUACCUCACACAGGCUGAUGCAAGUUGAAUGAGUGAGCCGUCAACUGUAUGUGAAGAAUACUGUACGCUUAGCCAGUGGGAAGAAGAUGACAGACUGUCAGGGAGACGGGGAAGGAGCCAAGAGUCCAAUGGAGCUCUAUGAGAAACUGACAGCACAGGGAGACCAAGUCAGGGCCCUGAAAACAGCUAAAGCUGAGAAAGCUGAAAUUGAUGCUGCGGUCAAGUUGCUGCUUAAGUUGAAGGUGGACUACAAACAGGUGACAGGUCAGGAUUACAAAGCCGGCUGUCCGCCCUCAGAAAACUCUGUUGUCCCUGACAACGGGCCAGCAGCAGAUGGCGCUGAUGACAAAGACACAGUUGACCCAUGGAACGUUUCCACCACCAGCGCUAAGGGAGUGGAUUACGACAAACUCAUAGUAAGGUUUGGCAGCAAUAAAAUUGACCAGGAACUGGUGGACAGAAUAGAAAAAGUUGCGAGACAGAAACCUCACCACUUUCUACGAAGAGGAAUCUUCUUCUCACACAGAGAUAUGCAUCAGGUACUGGAUGCAUAUGAGAAGCACAAGUCCUUCUACCUUUACACUGGCAGAGGUCCGUCCUCAGAGGCCAUGCAUGUGGGUCACCUCAUCCCCUUCAUCUUCACCAAAUGGUUGCAGGAUGUAUUUGACAUCCCAUUGGUGAUUCAGCUGACUGAUGAUGAGAAGUACCUGUGGAAGGAUCUAACACUAGAAGAGUGCCACCGUUUCGCUGUGGAAAAUGCCAAGGACAUCAUUGCCUGUGGCUUUGAUGUCAACAAGACCUUCAUCUUCUCUGACCUCGACUAUAUGGGUGCGUCCCCUGAAUUCUACAGGAAUGUGGUAAAGAUUCAGAAGCAUGUGACAUUCAACCAGGUCAAAGGUAUCUUUGGCUUUACAGACAGUGACUGCAUUGGAAAGAUCAGCUUCCCAGCCAUCCAGGCAGCCCCGUCCUUCAGCAACUCUUUCCCACAGAUCUUUGGAAGCAGAAAGGAUAUACAGUGUCUCAUCCCCUGCGCCAUAGACCAGGACCCCUACUUCAGGAUGACCCGUGAUGUCGCUCCAAGGAUCGGUUAUCCCAAACCCGCUCUGCUGCACUCCACCUUCUUUCCAGCCCUGCAGGGGGCGCAGACCAAGAUGAGCGCCAGUGACGCCAACUCUUCUAUUUUCCUCACUGACACACCCAAGCAGAUCAAAAACAAGAUCAACAAACAUGCAUUUUCUGGGGGAAAAGAUACAGUGGAGGAGCACAGGAAGCAUGGUGGAAACCCAGACGUAGAUGUCUCGUUCAUGUAUUUGACCUUCUUCCUGGAGGAUGAUGAACAGCUCGAGAAGAUCAGACAGGACUACGCAAGUGGAGCUCUCCUAACUGGAGAACUGAAGAAGAUUUUGAUCGAGACUCUGCAGCCCAUUAUUUCCCAGCAUCAAGAGCGGCGCAAACAAGUCACAGAUGAGACAGUCAAGCAGUUUAUGACACCCAGGCCGUUAAACUUUAGCUUAUAGCCGGCUUGAGCCCCUGAGAUGUCAAGGUUAAUCAUGUCAUUACUCCCAGUACAAGAGAAAAUGCUUAAUCCAACUUUUUCCAUUGAAAAAUAUUGUAAUUUUUAAUGGGAAGAGGGACAUUUUCUCAUACAGUAGAAUAUUCUAAAUGUAAAUUACUGGAGCGAUGAUUUGCUUCUCUGUGUGUGUCAAACUAAGCAUGGCAUUGCCCACACCUUCAUGCUAAUUGUCAUGCAACUUGUUAGCUUCACGCUGCACCAAAUGUACACAUUUGUCUUCAUGAAGUGUUGCGCUGAUUUAACAUGAGCCCUACUCCUCACUUUGAAAUCAGUCCAGGAUAAAUGACGAUUAAAGCUUAAAUGUGUA